Messenger RNA from Schistosoma turkestanicum, 683 nucleotides. The record is from the annotation of a GenBank genome assembly. NCBI's taxonomy places the organism in Eukaryota, Metazoa, Platyhelminthes, Trematoda, Strigeidida, Schistosomatidae.
AUAAUAAGAAAACCGAAUCAUCAUUACCAACUGUUUAUCCUUAUAAUAUGGAAUUAAAAGUUCAAAUAGAUAAUCCUGAAUUAGUUCUUGUUGAAGAUAUUUACAAUAUGGAUAGUAAUGCAAUUAAACUUACUACUGCAUUAAGUUUUGGUUAUAAUAUGCAACAAAAUGUUAUUGUUAUCAAUGCUUUAAUCAACAAUCUGUCUGUUGCUGCGUGUCCUUACAAUGAAACAGUUGGUGGACCAUUUUCCAAGGAGAUUUUAUCACCUUCUGAUUUGAGUUUCUAUGCUUCACAACCAAUUAAUGGCAGCGUACAUGGAACAUUACAUAUGGAUACUUUAACAAUUAAUAUUAAUCCAAGCACAAUCCGACUGUUAUCAACAAUUUCUGCAUCUGUACAAUCAUCUUUAAGUAGUAGUAGUAGUGAUAAAACGACCAGUAUUUGUGAUAAUGUCUCUUCAAUGAAUAAUGAAUCUACAACACAUGAAAAUAAACAUUUGAAUGACAGUGCAUCAAAUGAUUUUUGGAAAGCAAUUCCUUUACAAGAGUUAAAUAUGCCUUAUUUAGGAUUGAAAUCAGGUGUAAAGAACACAGCUAAAUGUAUUGAAGUUUCCUGUGAUGUCGCGAAAGUUGUGGAAGAAUUAGAAAAUCGGCGCAUAGAUAUCGUUAGUUGGUUUUUAUGA